GGGGAGGGCGCCGCGGCGGGCGGCUGCGAGGAGCGGCCGGCGGGCGGCGGCGGCCGGCGGGCGGCGAUGGCGGCGGCGGAGGCCGGUGGCGACGACGCCCGCUGCGUGCGGCUGAGCGCCGAGCGGGCACAGGCGCUGCUGGCCGACGUGGACACGCUGCUGUUCGACUGCGACGGCGUGCUGUGGCGUGGGGAGACUGCCGUGCCUGGCGCGCCCGAGGCCCUGCGGGCGCUGCGAGCCCGCGGCAAGCGCCUGGGCUUCAUCACCAACAACAGCAGCAAGACCCGCGCUGCCUACGCCGAGAAGCUGCGGCGCCUGGGCUUCGGCGGCCCCGCGGGGCCCGGCGCCAGCCUGGAGGUCUUCGGCACGGCCUACUGCACCGCGCUCUACCUGCGCCAGCGCCUGGCCAGCGCCCCCGCGCCCAAGGCCUACGUGCUGGGCAGCCCAGCCCUGGCCGCGGAGCUGGAGGCCGUGGGCGUCGCCAGCGUGGGCGUGGGGCCCGAGCCACUGCAGGGCGAGGGUCCCGGCGACUGGCUGCACGCGCCGCUGGAGCCCGACGUGCGCGCGGUGGUGGUGGGCUUUGACCCGCACUUCAGCUACAUGAAGCUCACCAAGGCCCUGCGCUACCUGCAGCAGCCCGGCUGCCUGCUCGUGGGCACCAACAUGGACAACCGGCUUCCGCUUGAGAACGGCCGCUUCAUCGCGGGUACCGGGUGUCUGGUCCGAGCCGUGGAGAUGGCCGCCCAGCGCCAGGCGGACAUCAUCGGGAAGCCCAGCCGCUUCAUCUUCGACUGCGUGUCCCAGGAAUACGGCAUCAACCCCGAGCGCACCGUCAUGGUGGGAGACCGCCUGGACACAGACAUCCUCCUAGGCGUCACCUGUGGCCUGAAGACCAUCCUGACCCUCACCGGAGUCUCCACUCUAGGGGAUGUGAAGAAUAAUCAGGAAAGUGACUGCGUGUCUAAGAAGAAAAUGGUCCCUGACUUCUAUGUUGACAGCAUAGCCGACCUUUUGCCUGCCCUUCAAGGUUAAAGAUUGAGUGUCUUUAAUCUGCAGAAUAAAAAAAAAAGAAAUUGAAAA
Molecule: messenger RNA, 1080 nt
Organism: Pan troglodytes (chimpanzee)
Lineage: Eukaryota; Metazoa; Chordata; Mammalia; Primates; Hominidae
Gene: PGP
Product: phosphoglycolate phosphatase
Exons: 2
Coding region: 67-1032 (321 amino acids)
Cellular component (GO): cytoplasm
Molecular function (GO): sn-glycerol 3-phosphatase activity
Source: RefSeq, a predicted model, not a curated record